Papaver somniferum (opium poppy) is the source of this 1562-nucleotide messenger RNA. Its product is annotated as 1-aminocyclopropane-1-carboxylate oxidase homolog 1-like. The transcript has 3 exons. Lineage: Eukaryota; Viridiplantae; Streptophyta; Magnoliopsida; Ranunculales; Papaveraceae. The record is from RefSeq and is a predicted model, not a curated record. Bases 78 to 1229 code for a protein of 383 amino acids.
GAGCUCUACGGAGAAAAAGAGAAAAAAAAAAGAAAAAAAAAAUGAUCUUACCUGUGAAAUAAUUGGAGCAGGAAAUUAUGGUGAUUCAGGAUUUUAGCAGCGACGUUGAUAUCAAUUCAACUGAAAAUUAUCCAUCGGAAGCUUAUGAUAGAAUGAAGGAGCUGAUAGCAUUCGAUGAUACAAAAGCUGGUGUGAAAGGCCUAAUAGAUUCAGGAAUUCAAAUUCUCCCUCGAAUAUUUCACCGACCACCUGCGGAUAUUAUCGCUAAUGAGAAGCCGAGAUCCCACUUCAAAAUUCCAACCAUAGACCUCGGAGGCGACAAAAAGUACGACAGUGAGCACCGGAAAAUGAUAGUAGAACAAAUUAGAGAUGCAUCUGAGAAAUGGGGUUUCUUUCAAGUAGUGAAUCAUGGUUUCCCGCAAAAUGUGAUGGACGAAAUGACUGAAAAGUUUCGUUUAUUUAAUGAGCAAACAACCGAAGUUAAGACUAAGUAUUAUGGACGUUAUGUCAGUCAAAAGCCGGUAUAUUUCAGUAAUUUUGAUCUUUUCCAGGCACCAUCUGCCAAUUGGAGAGAUAGUUUUUCAUGUAACAUGGCUCCUGUUCUUCCAAACCCAGAAGAUUUUCCGGAUCUUCUCAGAGAUGCAGCAAUUGAAUACUCGAAAUAUGCAACUAAGUUGGGAUCUGAAUUGCUGGAGUUUCUAUCUGAGGGUCUAGGUUUGAAAAGGGAUUACCUUAAUAAAGUUAUGGAAUGUGAUAAGGGUCACGUCAUGGUUUGCCAUUAUUAUCCAGGAUGCCCUCAACCAAAACUUACUAUGGGCACAACUGAACAUUCUGAUCCCACUUUCAUCACCUUACUGUUAAGGUCAGGCGAUAGCCCGUUAGCCGAUAGUAUUGGUGCACUGCAAAUAAAUUAUCAGAACCAGUGGCUUGCUUUGUCUCCUCCUCCUGGCUCUUUCAUCGUCAACAUUGGUGAUAUGUUGCAGAUUGUGUCCAACGACCGUUAUAAAAGUGUGGAGCAUAGAGUACUGGCCAACCACGAUGGCCCUCGAGUAUCAGUUGGAAGUUUCUUCCGCACCCUUGGGGAAUCAAAGUUCUGCGGUCCAAUCAAGGAACUAUUAUCAGAAACCAAUCCUCCUGUAUACAAAGACACCACCGUUGACGAAUAUUAUCAGCAUAACCUCAACAAGGGACUUAAUGGAAUUUCUAAUUUAUCAUAUUUCAAGCUCUGAAAGUCGUAUCUACAUGAUUUCACGUUUGCAAGUUAUUCUACCUACAUGUUUGGUAUCUAAGUUUGUAUCUAGUUUUUCCAGCUUUGUAUUAUCGUGUAAUAAUGGCGUUAGGUCGUACAUGUAUGACUUUUAACACCUCAAGCAGUGUGCGCGAUUUCAAUUUUUUUGUUGGCAUGUUUUGUGUUUGGUGUUUAGGCUGGUUGCAAGUGAUGAGUUUGGUAUAUCUACCUUAUUUGCCCAGUUGUGCACUAGCUUGCAGCGUAUGUUUGAGCUCCGUGUCUAGACAUAAAUAUGUAUUUCAUUUUUCAAAUAAAAGUUUGUGCUUAGUAAAAA